Capronia coronata CBS 617.96 is the source of this 432-nucleotide messenger RNA. RefSeq names its product 40S ribosomal protein S16. The record is from RefSeq and is a predicted model, not a curated record. The transcript is spliced from 3 exons. Lineage: Eukaryota; Fungi; Ascomycota; Eurotiomycetes; Chaetothyriales; Herpotrichiellaceae. Gene Ontology annotation, cellular component: cytosolic small ribosomal subunit; ribosome. The coding region runs from base 1 to 432 and encodes 143 amino acids. Gene Ontology annotation, biological process: translation; maturation of SSU-rRNA from tricistronic rRNA transcript (SSU-rRNA, 5.8S rRNA, LSU-rRNA). Gene Ontology annotation, molecular function: structural constituent of ribosome; RNA binding.
AUGUCGGCUCCUCAGAGUGUGCAGUGCUUCGGCAAGAAAAAGACUGCUACCGCAGUCGCCCACUGUAAGAAGGGCAAAGGUCUCAUCAAGGUCAACGGCAGACCUCUCGCUCUCGCUCAGCCGGAGAUUCUACGUUUCAAGGUCUACGAACCAAUCCUGAUUGUCGGUCUUGACAAAUUCGCCGAGGUCGACAUCCGCGUCCGAGUCACCGGAGGUGGUCACACUUCUCAAAUCUAUGCCAUCCGACAAGCCAUCGCCAAAUCCAUCGUUGCCUACUACCAGAAAUACGUCGACGAGUACACCAAGAACCAACUGAAGCAGGCCCUUGUUCAAUACGACCGAACACUGCUUGUUGCCGACAACAGACGGUGCGAGCCCAAGAAGUUCGGCGGUCCGGGUGCCAGAGCCAGAUACCAAAAAUCCUACCGUUAA